This is a messenger RNA of Nematostella vectensis (starlet sea anemone), 2942 nucleotides long. RefSeq names its product tripartite motif-containing protein 2. Gene Ontology annotation, molecular function: protein binding; zinc ion binding; ubiquitin protein ligase activity. The record is from RefSeq and is a predicted model, not a curated record. Bases 105 to 2351 code for a protein of 748 amino acids. Lineage: Eukaryota; Metazoa; Cnidaria; Anthozoa; Actiniaria; Edwardsiidae. The transcript has 11 exons. Gene Ontology annotation, biological process: proteasome-mediated ubiquitin-dependent protein catabolic process; protein polyubiquitination.
CGUUGAACCCACUCUAGCGUAAAGAUUGUGUCGCCAGAGAAAUAUUCCUUGCCGUGAAAGGAUGUAGAAAGCGGCUGUAAAAUAUAGAGGGGGAUUCAGGCGAGAUGAGUGCUGUCUUGGUGAAUCGAAUCCAAGACCAUUAUCGCCUAGUGUGUGGUAUUUGCCAGGAGACCUACAACAAUCCUAAAGUGCUACCAUGUCUGCACUCCUUUUGCCAAAAUUGUUUGGACAAGAGUAUCAGGUCCCAAGAGCGCGUGCUUGUCUGCCCCACAUGCCAAUGCUCUGUCCCAGUCCCUGCCAAAGGCAUAGAAGCGUUCCCGGUCAAUUUCUUCAUCAACAACAUGCUCACAGUGCUGGCCGUGCAGAACCCAACAAAGUGCACGAACUGCGAGGAUAGCGCCCAGGCCUCUGCCCGGUGCCUCGACUGCGUGGAGAACCUCUGUACGAACUGUGUGGAGGCUCAUCAAAGGAUUCGACAGACCAAGGACCACAGAAUUUUGACGCUUGAGGAGAUCCAGGAAAACGAAGUUAAAGAUUCCAUUCAAUGCCCGUCGUUCUGUGGAAUGCACCCGCGAGAGGUGUUAAAGUAUUUUUGCGAGACAUGUGACCAGGCCAUCUGUCGUGACUGCGCCAUCUACGAGCACCGUGACCACGUGUACGUGGAUCUGAAGGAAGCGGUGAAGAAGUACAGAUCCUCGGUUACACACAUGUUGGACACGUGCAAGAGAAAGAUUCCUAUCCUCAGAUGCGCCGUGGAGGAAGUGAAAGAAGUUCGGCGCAACCUACAGGACCGGGUCCAGACAGUAAAGGACAACAUUCGGGCUACCAUACAAAACCAUAUCCGACAACUUGAAGAGCAGGCCGAAGAUCUCACACAAACACUGGAAAACAUGUACCAUGACAAGGAAAAGGUUCUGACAGCGCAGCAGGAGAUUCUGGAGCUUGAUCUCAGCAACUUGCUGAGCAGCAGUGACUUCACUGAGAACGUGCUCAGGUAUGGAAACGAGGCUGAGGUUAUGCUCGUGAAGCCACAGAUGGUCAGCAGACUUACCCAUUUGAACGAGCACGACUCCCAAACGGAACCGGAAGAGAACGAGGUCGUUGAUUUUUCGUCCAAUGACCAGCAGUUGUCACUUAUGAUCAGCUGUCUGGGAAAUGUGUCCACAAGCUCCGCCUUCCCUCUUCUCUCACACGCACAAGGAUUCGGACUGACCAGGGCCAAAGUCGGACAGGAGGCUUCAUUCAAGGUCAUUGCGUUGGAUCGGGAUGGGGAGCCCUGUCAGAAAGGCGAUGCGCGCGUGUCCGCCAAGAUACGAUGCCCUAACGGAUUCCAGCUGACAGGUCACGUGACCAAGAACGAGGACAGCACGUACACAGUGACGUACACACCGAGCAUGAAAGGCGACCACGAGCUGAUGGUCAUGAUACGAGAGAGACAGAUCAAAGACAGCCCAUUCGACUUACAGGUUACGGCAGGUAUCGACUGCGACAAGCUUAGCGCGCCCGUGAUGUCGCUUAUCCCCACCGACCCUGGUCAACCAAUAGACGAGCACUUUGAGCCGUGGGGCGUGGCGACUGACCCUUAUGGACAGCUCGUGGUAACGGACCAUCAUAACCACCGCAUACAGAUAUAUGACAGUGACGGUAAGAUGAUGCGCCAAUUCGGGAUUCGUGGCAAGGGGGACGGGGAGAUCUGGUAUCCAGCUGGGGUCGCUGUGGAUAAAAGCGGCAACAUCUUCGUGGCUGAUCAUGGCAAUAAUAGAAUCCAGGCUUUCACACACGAAGGAGAAUUCAUCCGUAAGUUCGGUGGCAAAGGUACCGGCCUAGGUCAGAUGAAGGGUCCAUGCGGGGCUGCUGUGGACGGGGAAAACCGGGUUUUAGUCGCGGACCGAGACAACCACCGUAUUCAAGUAUUCGACUCGGAGGGAAACUUCCUCUUUACCUUCGGCAGCUAUGGCGACUCUCAAGGCAAGUUCAACUGCCCCCGUCACAUAUCCGUGUCCUCGAAGGGGGAGAUCCUUGUAUCCGAUGCCGGAAACUUCCGCGUCCAGGUAUUCGACGGUGCCGGCAACUUUCUGUCCAAGUUUGGCGAGAAGGGAUCCAACAAUGGCCAGUUCUCCUGUCCCGCUGGGGUCGCAACCGAUGCAGAGGGGCACAUCGUGGUGGCAGAUCUAAAGAAUCUCAACGUACAAGUGUUUAACUCUGAUGGCGAGUUCAUCAAGAGGAUCAGUCAGGAUCCUGACUCCGUGAAGAACGCCAGCUACUUCGGUAAGCCGACGGGUGUGGCCAUAUCUGAUAACGGCAACGUCGUCGUGGCUGACCGCGGGCUCCAUAAAGUUAUGCUCUUUUGAGCCAGCGAUGAUGAUACUGGCAAUGAGGAAGAUGAGUGUUAUGAUGAUGAUGUUGUGAUUAUAGUGAUGCUGCUGAUGAUGAUUCCGACGAUGAUGACAGUGGCGAUGACAAAGAGAUGUUCAUGAUGAAUGAUGUUGUUGAUCUUUACAAUGUGAUAGGGGCGACGAAGAAAUUGAAGAUGAAAAUAAUGAUGAUAAUAAUAGUGAAUGAUGAUGCAAAAAAUGCGAUGUAAUGAUGAUGAUGAAUGAUUACGGAACAGAGGAGGAAAAUGAGAUGCGAUGUGAUGUGAUUUAUGAAGAUGAGAAUAUAUCGAAUUUACAAAUAGGGGAAUAGUCAAAGGCACAAGUAAGGCAAAAGUAAGCAAGAGAUUUUCCCUGAAAUAGGAACCAACACCGUGAUAGCCAAAAUUGUUUGCACCCCCAUAUUUGCAUUGCAUUGCUAACCUAGAUUUCGGACACUAUAUAUGAUAUAAACUUAAAAACUAAAUAAUUAUACGUAAUCGUAUAAAGUAUUAAAAAUGUUGUAGUUAAUUAUAACAAAAGAGUUGAUAAAACAUGGAUUCGUCAAAUAAAGUAUUCCUCUAAAAUGUA